Molecule: messenger RNA, 1749 nt
Organism: Megalobrama amblycephala (Wuchang bream)
Lineage: Eukaryota; Metazoa; Chordata; Actinopteri; Cypriniformes; Xenocyprididae
Gene: blzf1
Product: basic leucine zipper nuclear factor 1
Exons: 7
Coding region: 179-1363 (394 amino acids)
Biological process (GO): Golgi to plasma membrane protein transport; Golgi organization
Cellular component (GO): Golgi membrane
Source: RefSeq, a predicted model, not a curated record
AAAAUUUUAUAUGAAACAAAUACAAGAUUUUAUUACUUAAUACGUUCAUUAAUAUCUUCGUGAUUUAAUGAGAUUCGCGGCUUUACCUGACAUCAUCAGAAGCGAGUUUUUGUUGUCUGACACACUCCUGAUAAACACAGAUAAACUACACAAAGGCGGUAGAUCGUGAAGGACAGUCAUGUCGGCUGAAGUGAUCAUCAAAGAUGUGGCUGUCCGCGGCCCCGGCGAUGGCAUGGAGACCUACAAGCCACCGGCGGCCCCUGAGCUGUCCGUGGAGGCUCCGCUCCUGAAGCUGGCCUCUCCGAAGCGCAGUCCGAGAGCCGCGGCGCCGGGAGUCUUACACCUGGGCAAGGUGAGCAGGGACGCCUGCACGGAGCUGGAGGCCGUGAGGAUCGUGGUUCCCCGCUCCGCCAUCAGCCGAAGCGCUCGCGCGGCGCCUCACGCUGAAGACCGAGGGUCCCCUCAGCACGGGGACGAGCGUCCUCCCUCACCGGAGCCGCUGGACUACAGGAGCGCCCUGGAGAAGCUGCAGAACUCGGAGCGCCGCCUGCUGCAGGAUAAAGAGGGCCUGUCCAACCAGCUGCGCGUCCAGACAGAGGUGAACCGAGAGCUGAAGAAGCUGCUGGUGGCGUCGGUGGGCGAUGACCUGCAGUAUCACUUUGAGCGACUCGCGCGAGAGAAGAACCACCUGAUCCUGGAGAACGAGGCUCUGGGGCGGAGCCUGACGCACACGGCCGAGCAGCUGGAGCGCAUGAGCAUUCAGUGCGACGUCUGGAGGAGCAAGUUCCUCGCCAGCCGCGUGAUGGCGGAGGAACUGACCAAUGCCAGAGCAGCUCUGCAGCGGCAGACGCGAGACGCUCAGUGUGCGAUUCAGGAUCUGCUGCGAGAAAGAGACGAGUUCUCCAGAGACAUGCUGCACACGCACAGGUCUCUGGAGCAGCUGCUGGUGUCUCUGCAGUGGGGUCGACAGCAGACGUAUUAUCCCAGCGCGCAGCCGCUCAGCACCGGAGAACUGGCCGCAGCCAAUCACAAGCUCGCAGACGCCAUCAACUCACACCUGCUGGGGAACGUGAGCGGCAGCGGCGGCCCGAAGAAGAGCCAGAACCAGAACCGGAUCCAGAACCAGAGCCGGAGCUCAGAGCUCUGCAACACGCCGGCCGAGAAGAUGGCCGAGAAGGUGCUGCGGAGUCUCGACCCCAUUUCCUGCUCUGAACAGGAAGUGGCCGCGUCCCCGUCUGACCCGUCUCAUUCCCCCUUCCUGCCCGGUAAGAAGAGCAUCGGCCGCUUCCACCCGUACACGCGCUACGAGAACAUCACCUUCAACUGCUGCGAGCGCUGCAGCGGCGAGCUCACGGUGCUCUGAUGGACACCAGACAAACCCUCGUAUCCUCAGCCAUCGCCGUCACUGGGUUUAUUUCACACCUGCAUGAUUGUAUUUCUUCACUCAGAUGUUCAGCAGUGAAAGUGACAAACUGACAAUGACAAAAUUCAUUUGAGUGGAUUAUUCUUCUGCAGAUUUUAAGAUGUAAACGUUGUGUGUGUUUAUGGCUCAGCGUGUCUGACGCAGUGCAGGAUGUGUUCAUGUGAUGCUGACUAACCGUGACUGUAUUUACACUGUUUCACACUUCAUCAAUAUGAAUCCAGGCGCAAGUGUUUCUGGACCAGAGUGGAUAAAAUCUUUGUUUUUAAAGCAUUUCUGUGAUAUUUUCUAUCAUUUCCCUUUACCAGAAUAAAUACUUUGGAGUGAAA